Messenger RNA from Cyprinodon variegatus (sheepshead minnow), 5475 nucleotides. It is a transcript of the gene spns2, whose product is annotated as protein spinster homolog 2-like. Bases 190 to 1704 code for a protein of 504 amino acids. The transcript is spliced from 13 exons. Lineage: Eukaryota; Metazoa; Chordata; Actinopteri; Cyprinodontiformes; Cyprinodontidae. Gene Ontology annotation, cellular component: membrane. Gene Ontology annotation, biological process: sphingosine-1-phosphate receptor signaling pathway; transmembrane transport; lipid transport. Gene Ontology annotation, molecular function: transmembrane transporter activity; sphingolipid intramembrane carrier activity. The record is from RefSeq and is a predicted model, not a curated record.
GUCAGUCCACAGCUAGAAAAACAUGAUCCAGAGAAGAUCCUGCGCUUCUCUAACGAACACAGCCUGUGAUCAGAGCCGAACCCAGUGAUCCUCUCUGGCUCCCUGCUGAACUACUCCUCUCUCUCUCUGCCUCACACCUUCUCUGCCUCACUCUGUCUCUCUGCCCUGGAUCUCCAGAGCCAGAGAAUCAUGUGCGUUGACAGCGAUGGAUGCGAGAUCGAAGGCUGCAGCAGUUCGGAUGAGGUGCGCACUCUGUCGGGCAGGAUGAGCCCCGGGAUGAAAAGCAGUCCGGACCUUCACUCCUGCAAACCGGGCCAGAAAUUCCGCUCCGCGCUGCGCAGAUGCCGCUCACCGGCUGCGGCUGCGGGAAUCCUCACCUUUGGGAAUGUCCUCAAUUACAUGGACAGAUACACGGUGGCUGGUGUUCUGCUCGACAUCCAGCAGCACUAUGGGGUUACUGACAGCGGAGCCGGCUUGCUGCAAACAGUUUUCAUCUGCAGCUUCAUGGUCGCUGCUCCCAUCUUCGGUUACCUGGGCGACCGCUUCAACAGAAAGGUCAUCCUGAGCUGUGGCAUUUUCUUCUGGUCUAUUGUGACCCUAAUGAGCUCGUUCAUCAGCAAAGAGUACUACUGGCUCUUUGUGCUCUCCAGAGGACUUGUGGGCAUCGGUGAGUCCAGCUACUCCUCCAUCUCUCCCACCAUCAUAGGCGACCUGUACACGAAUAACAGCCGGACCAUGAUGCUCUCUGUCUUCUACUUGGCCAUCCCCCUGGGAAGUGGCUUGGGUUACAUUCUGGGCUCCGGUGCCAAGGACGCUGCUGAGGACUGGCACUGGGCAUUAAGGGUGUCCCCGUUCCUGGGGAUCAUUGUGAGCGCUCUGAUUAUGCUCUUUGUGCCGGAGCCAAAGAGAGGCAGUGCGGAUCAGAUGGAAGGACGCAUCAAGGCCUCGCCGUCGUGGAUCAGUGACAUGAAGGCCCUCGCUAAGAACCGGAGCUAUGUGUUCUCAUCUCUGGCAUCGGCGGCAGUGUCCUUUGCCACAGGUGCGUUCGGAAUGCUGAUUCCCAUCUACCUGUACCGAGCGCAGGUGGUGCAGAAGACAGUAGAACCCUGCACGAAAAAAGUUUGCAGCAGCAAAGACAGCCUGAUCUUUGGAGCGAUCACCUGUGUGACGGGCCUGCUGGGUGUGGUCAUCGGAGCCGCCACCACGCACUUCUGUCGCAAGAAGACAGAGCGAGCCGACCCACUGGUGUGCGCCGUCAGCAUGCUGGGCUCUGCCAUCUUCAUCUGCCUCAUCUUUGUUGUAGCCAAAAGCAGCAUCAUUGGAGCUUAUGUUUGCAUCUUCAUUGGAGAGACGCUGCUCUUCCUAAACUGGGCCAUUACAGCAGACAUUUUAAUGUUUGUGGUUAUCCCCACGCGGAGAGCAACAGCCGUUGCCUUUCAGAGCUUCAUCUCUCAUCUCCUGGGUGAUGCUGGGAGUUCGUACCUGAUAGGCCUGAUCUCCGAUGAGAUCCAGAAGAGCUAUGCUUCAUCUGAAAUCUGGAAGUUCCUUAGUUUGGGCUAUGCCCUCAUGCUGUGUCCCUUCAUCAUCGUCCUGGGGGGCAUGUUUUUUCUGGCUACGGCGCUGUUUUUCCUGGACGACCGGGAGAAGGCCGAAAAGCUAAAGAAGUUGAUGCUACAACCUCCACCUUCUUCAGUCAAGGUAUGACCAGGUGAUUACCAGGCGAGGACCUAUCUGCACAGACGUCUAAAGGAAAGAAAAGGAAGCCUUCCAUUGUCCGUCCUCUACAAUCCUCCCGCUCCUAUCGGCUCCUGCUGCUCCUACGUUUAUGGGGGAUUUACCCUCUAGUGGAGGCAACUCAGAACUGGAAAGAGGGAGCGUCUUGCUCCUCAUUGAACCCUCUGGCGAGGAAGUUGCUCUCUGUGGGACAGAGAGCAUCUCAGCUACAGUCUGCGAGGAGCCACUGAACCUUCCAGGGAGGCGACGUCCACAGCCCUCCUGGCUUUUGAUGCCAUACUACUGAAUGCUGACCAUGAACCUGCCCUGUCGUUCUGCCUGCCUGCUGCCUACCUGCCUGCCUGCCUGCUUGCUCACCCAACAGUAUGUCUCUUGUUUGUCCGUCUGCACUCCCCCCCUCCAUCGGCUGUUAGUCUGCACCAAGUGCCAUAGCCUCAUUACAUUCCUAUAGACUUUGCACUGACCGCCAACACUCAUCCUGACUUCCUCAGUGACUAUGUUUACAUGCACCCGACACCUUUUCCAGGCAAAACUCUUCAAGUUUCUAUCAGUUAUCCAGACUUUCCUUUAAACUCACUCCGUUUGCGAUUAGUUAGACGACUUUAUUUGACUGAACGUGGCUUUAAUGCUAUUCUGCCCCCCUUAAUCACAGUAUUAACAUAACAGUUCCUGUUAGAGAUAAAUGCAGUGUUCUCCUGAUUAAUUAAGCCGUGCAUGUAAACAUAACAGUCGCUAAGAGCCAAAAAAAGUGUUACUGUUUAGAGGUCAGUGAAUCAGCCUUAAGAACAGAAGCUUUCGACCACCUGCAGAUGUUUCCUUUGAGUCCCUGCCCUCGUACAUAUUUUCCUUUGAGCUUUUAGCACUUAAACGAGUGCAGACGGUGCCAGAGAACUUGAUGGAUGUGAGAGCUUUCUGCACAUUAUUAUUAUUUCUUUUUUUUAGCUGUUAUUCUUUUUUCCUCCUGUGUGUGUUAGUGUAAUGUUGAAGUGUAAUACUGGAGGUUGCUGCCGAUUUCAGAAGGAUCAUGAUGCUGUUCGGGUGACCUGAAGCAGACACUGGAUUUUAAGUUUGUUUUUUUGUAAUUUAUUGUUUUCCUGUUUAUAUAUGCUAUUCCCAAAAGAAAAUGGAAAGCUACUCUUUGGACUUGAACUGAGGGACGCCCGUGUUUCAUGUAGACGAGAAGCAAUACAAAAACGGUUUUUGGUGGUUUUUUUCAGAGAAAACCAAACCAAGCGUUUUCUCUUCUUACUGCCUUAUCAGCAAGCUGCUUUCCCUUUAGAUUGGGGGAGCUUUCUGAUGGUUGGUUUUGAGUUUCUGGACACAAAAGGCAGCCAUACAUGGACGCCGUGGCUUUUAAUGAAGGGCUCCAAUCCAGUCCUGGAGAGUUACAAUAACAGGCAUUGUGAACGGAGAUCCCCCCCCCAUAAUGCACCUCUAGAUAUAUGAUCCCCCAUUUCUGCAGAGAGAACCUUUGCUGGCGAGAUAACCAUUAUAAUAAUUAGUGAUUGGAAUCAAACAUCCGAUACAGAGACAGGAAGACCUUCAGCAUCAGGUCAGAUUUGCAUCUUGGUUUUUGUGUUUGGAAGCUUCCACAGAUCAAAUGUCUUCACUGGAGUUAAAAUCCAGGCCAACUCCAAACUCCCUCUGCAGAAUAGGAGGGAAUCAUUUUUCGAUACGAUAUAAAACACGAUAAAUGUGUCACCACACAAUUGAUCCUGAUAUAUUGACAAAGAUGAUAUAUUGUGAUUUUUUUUGUACUAAUAUAGCUCUAGAAAACCUUACAAGGUCUUGUUUUUCGCUGCUCCUGGAGCAGCUGAUUAACAGGUUAUUGGACGAUUUGCUGCCAACUACUGGUAGGAAGUUAAACAGGUAUUUAAAAGAACGACAAUGACAUAGAAGUUUACAUAUGAAUAUAUCUUACCUUCCAAAUCCAUUCGGUCGUUUUUUGAAUCAACACUAACUUUUUAAAGAAACUUGUAUUUUUGAAUCAGUAUAAAUAUAUUAAAAUGAAAUAUCUCGAUAUUUGAUAGAAUCGAUUUAUUUCUAAAUGCAGAAGGAUCCAAACGUUUGCAGAUGAAAAAACGGCUGUUUAAACUGGAGAUGGAUCCUAAAAAUUUGGUUGAUUUAAAAUAGGAUCCACAGAAAUUUGACUGAUCAGCUCAAAACAUGUCAAAUAAUAUGACUACCUACCAGUAUGUAUGUUUAAAGAUACCAGAGUUGAGGCAAGGUUCAGGGUUUGAGAGCUAUUUUACUACUGCACUACCUGAGAUAUAAAAAAAAAAAAAUCUGAUUUUAAAAAUCCCAUUCAGUGCUGUUUCACAGUAAUCAUACAAAUCCUCAAGUUUUAACCCUCAAAGAAAAACAAUAACCAUAAUUGGGAAUCGGUCUGCAAAAAUUCUGAUCAGUGCAUCUCUAAUUUAUACACUUUUAUUUUCUCAUUAUAUUAACUGAAUUUGACCCUAAAUGUAUCUGUGAGGACUUGAUAUAUUUUGAAGAUCACACCGUUAAUCAAAGAUGGGAACCGUUUCCCUCCAACGCUUCAAAACUUUCACAUAGAGUCAAAGACCCUUUGGAGAAAACAGGAAAAGGAUGGGCCGGGGUUUCCGUGGUGAUGCGUGACUGUCUGACCACGCGUGGGCUGCCGUGUGGAUCGGAUCAUUAGCUUUAGUUUCUCUCCAGCUGCGUGGAGCUCUCUGAAUGUGAUUGUGUCCAGCCUGCCGUGUUUACACACCUUCAUCUUCUUAAUGAACUAAGCUUCUCACGUUCUUACGUUUAUACGAUUUCUUGUCUUUUUGAUGUUACCAAAUACGUUUUUUUAACAACUACAACAGAUAAAUAUAUAUAUAUAUAUAUAUAUAUAUAGUAAGAGAGAAAGCUAUAUCAUGCAGUAACUUUAAUAUAUUGUAUAAAUGAUGGCCUGAAUGCAAUGUAUUUAUUUGUUUCCAUAAUGAAGAAUAUUCUGUAAAGGGAAAUGUAUGGUUUUGAAUAUACAACACUUUUUGUGUCAUUUUUGUUUUUUUAAAUGCCAAGUAGUUCACCUUAUGUGUAUCACUAUUAAUCAACACAGUACCUUCACUCAUCACUAAGGAUCAUCCUGUUAACUGUGAUCAUUAAUCAGACAUCUCAUAUAUAAACAGAACAAAACUCAAUGUGAGCCUUUUGUUUUAAGCAGCCUGACGGAAGCAGGCAAUGCUUUUAAAUUCAUGUUUGUAGUGUUUCCUUUUUCUGUUAGAUGAACUGAUCAAACCGUUUUGCACACUUUAAUGUUCAGGGAAUUGUUUGAACCACAUCCUGGCAUCGUCUUUACAAACCUCUGUCACAGGGGGACGUCUUCAUAUCCACAGUAAGUGCUAACUUUGAGCCGCCGUGCGUAGAAGGAACGGCUCAGGAACCGAGUUUCACUUUGCCAAAACUGAGUUGAUUUAGCACCAAUUUUAUAGCCUGUUGCAACGACUUAUGCUAAAUUAAUGAUCACUGAGGUGAUGCAUUAAGUAUUUGCUCUUUCUUGUUAUACAAGAAUCCUGUACAAAGAGAUGUAUUUCUGACCUUGAGCAGAAAACAGAUUUUAUUUUUGUUUUUAGUCUGUAGAGCUAAGCGUCAGAGUAAUCAGAGGAUUUACUUUUGGAAAAUGAACUGUGAUGGUCUCGUCAGGAGGGGUAGCAAGACAGUGCAUUUGGUGACUUGUUGAUAAAAGGAAAAAAAAUGUUUAAAAAAAUGUCUGUAAAUCAAAUAAACCUAUUU